CAAGUUUCGGGAGCCAAGUUAUUCCCGAGGGCAGUGGAUUUGUGCUGAACGACGAAAUGGACGACUUUUCCACGCCACAUCUUAUCAACGCCUUCGGUAUCAGACCUUCGCCCGUAAACUUUAUCAAGCCUGGUAAAAUUCCUCAGUCUUCCAUGGUGCCCACCGUCAUCCUUGACAAAGACGGAAAUCCAGAAAUGUGUAUCGGAGGUUCCGGGGGAUCGCGCAUCACCAGUGGCGUGGGCCUGGUCGCAAUGCGCACUCUUUGGCAAGGCAAGACAAUCAAGCAAGCCAUCGAUGAGCCACGAGUACACCACCAGUUGCAGCCAACCUUCCUGGAAGUGGAAGAGUUUUUCGCAGAAGACCUGACAGUGCCUGGCACAUUCUGUGGCAGACCUGGCGAGGAUUGGGACGACUGGCUCGAACACUACAAACGGGUGAGCAAGUACUACCAGUGGGACGCGGCGACCCAGCUGUCCAAUGCAGUAUUUUUCUUGACAGACACAGUGCUCAUCUGGUAUGAGAACCAGGAGGAUGCCCUCACGUCAUGA
This is a messenger RNA of Rhipicephalus sanguineus (brown dog tick), 548 nucleotides long. RefSeq names its product scoloptoxin SSD20-like. Gene Ontology annotation, biological process: glutathione catabolic process. The coding region runs from base 57 to 548 and encodes 163 amino acids. The record is from RefSeq and is a predicted model, not a curated record. Gene Ontology annotation, molecular function: glutathione gamma-glutamate hydrolase. Gene Ontology annotation, cellular component: plasma membrane. The transcript has 3 exons. Lineage: Eukaryota; Metazoa; Arthropoda; Arachnida; Ixodida; Ixodidae.